UCCACCUUCAUCGUGAGCAAACAUACAUCAUUUUGUGGCAUGGUAGAAUAUGAUUAAACAAUUCGUCUUUGUCAAACACAGGUAGACGGGUUGUUGACUGCAUGGUUCUCAUAAACCCUUACGUGGACUCCGGCUUCAUCUUCCACAGGCAGAAUCGCAACACAGUCACAGCAUUUCCCCUCAGAGCAUAAGUAUGUAAGAGAACAAAGAAUGGCAGUGAGCUGAGAGCACGAUGAGGAAUAAGCCUGAGAGAGGCCCACGUGAGGGGAGCAGAUGGAGAAAGUAUUUUACAGGGUAAGUUAUGCACGUAAUUGUAUGCAUGUAAGUAAAUGUAUGCAUGAAUGAGUGUAAAUUCAUGCAUGUUAUUAGUAAUAACAGCAGCAAGAUGAGUCAGGGUCUCUUGGUCCCAAGUUAGGGAAACCAUUUCAAGGAGGUGAAUGCUUAAUUCUAAACGAAGCACAAGAGGGACAAGAACUAUCAAACAUCACAUUAGGGUUCUCAGUUGUAUUUAACCUGGAGCUCCCGGUGAGCCUUGGGGGAAAACACCCUUCUAAAACCACGACCUUCGCCAUCGACCACGCCUUUGGUGUUGGUGAACGGCAGCACCUGGAGGCGUCCGCCCCUGCUGCGGCCACAGGUGGUAGCACCCCGGGCAAUCACGAGGCCCGGCCUCCGCCCCGGCAGGCCCAGGGAGGCUCCAGCACCUCGGAGCCACGGAGACGUCGAAGCUAGGCAGACUCACAAGGCACUCCAGUAAAUACUGCUGCUACGGAAAACGGUAAAAGACGCACAAAUGAACAUGGAGGCAAGUACAUUAAUUCGUAAGGAGCCAGGACCGCCAAAGAGGCUAGGCGCGAACUCGAGCUGCCUUGUCAGUGCCUCCCUCUCCGAGGAAACCACCGCUACGAUUAGAAGACCGAAGACCGUGCAGCGCCACGGACGGGAGCAGCUGUACACAGACUGGUGGUCGUAAUGGUCACGGCACCAGCCCGAGGGCCUGACUCCUCACCGGCACAAGCAGAGCUGGACUCUCCUCAACCACGUGCUGCAAGCACCCAGACCAGUGCUCCUUCGGCUGAGCUCAAAAAAUGAGAUGGAGAACCUGGUAUUUAUCUUCUAGCACCAUCAGCAGUUUCUACCUCAGAUUUCCAUGUUGCUCUUUAUUUGCAAGUUAACUUGCUGGAGCUUUGUCACUAAUACCCAGAAGCUGUGAGAUGAGCCUCAUGUGUGUGGCUUCUCCUCGUCAUACAGCUUCACUGGAAGACAACGGACAAAGGGGAAUUAAGACAUUGAAGGCUACUGACAAAAGCCUUUGUUACUUGGUUCCCUGCUGCAGAGACAGAGCUACAGUCUUGAUCAAGGGCCAUCAUCAUCAAAUACCGGGUAACGGUGGGCAAAGAUAAAGGUGAUGUCAUGGCGUCAGCUGGGCUCCAGCUCCUUGCUUUCAUCCUGGCCUUAUCUGGAGUCUCCGGAGUGCUCACGGCCACUCUGCUGCCUAACUGGAAGGUGAAUGUGGACUUGGGCUCCAACAUCAUAACGGCCAUUGUGCAGCUGCAAGGGCUGUGGAUGGACUGCACGUGGUACAGCACCGGGAUGUUCAGCUGCACCCUGAAGUACUCCAUUCUGUCCCUCCCCGUCCACGUGCAGGCUGCACGGGCCACCAUGGUCCUGGCAUGUGUCCUGUCUGCUUUGGGGAUCUGCACUUCUACAGUAGGGAUGAAAUGCACUCGCUUAGGAGGGGACAGAGAAACAAAGAGUCACGCUUCUUUUGCCGGAGGAGUCUGUUUCAUGUCUGCGGGGAUCUCUGGUUUGAUACCAACAGUGUGGUACACGAAGGAGAUCAUAGCAAACUUUCUGGAUCUGACAGUUCCAGAAAGCAACAAACAUGAACCCGGAGGAGCGGUCUAUAUUGGAUUCAUUUCGGCUGUACUGCUGUUUAUCUCUGGCAUGAUUUUCUGCACUUCCUGCAUUGAAAAGAAUCCAGAAGCUUGGCUCUAUCCACCCAAGCAGCAGCAAAUCUCCACCACACAACCAGAGGGCAAUUCAGCAUACAACCUGAAAGAUUACGUGUAAAUAACUGUGUAAUGAGUAUGGAAUUUUCAGGUGCCUGCUGUGACUUUUGUCUUUUUAUUUUAGAGAAAAAAUAUAAAUGAGGUCAUUUAAAAUGCCAACAAACUAUUGUGUACAAUUAUAUAUCUGUUUUAAGAUUAUUUUUCCAUUUCUAUUUUCAUGUUUUAUCUAGAGGUUUAUAAUUGAGAGAGGUUCUGUUAUAUUAAGGCAAUUAAUUGAUGGCUUUUUUUUUUCCUUUUAAGAUAAACUGUUGAUAUAUCUUCUGGGUUGUUACUUAAUUGGAUUUUAUAAAAGAACUAAAUUGCCAAGUACACAAAGCACCUUUCUCUGGUGUUGAUCUAGGGUAUCAUCUGCUUUUGCUGUCUGUCUGCAACACCACAGGGGCUUGCUUAUGUUUUCAAGCCCCACUGUUUGAACCCAAGGGAAAGAAGACAUGUCCACCUCUCUUCGAUGCUGCCCAAACCAGCCUCCCCAAGUUCCUACCUACUAUGACCUCCCUGCUUUUUUCAUUUUAGAAACCUCUAUGUACACAUAUGAGAGCCAACAAUAUGAUAUUCAAAGAUUAGGUAGGCAGAACAAAAGAAAAGAAAUUGGUAAAUGCUACCACAGCAAAGCAAAACCAAACCAAACUAAAUGCACACUGAUACCUCUGGGACUUGAAAGCCUUAGGUACAAAAUAAGUGAGAAUAAAAACAGUUUGCUUUAGAGUGCUCAAGAAGUGCCAUCUUUUGCAGCUAGCAAGAGGAUGCUCCAGAUUAAGUUCAUUUAUCCUACAACAACUCAGGUCCCUCCACUGCCCUCUCCUUUAACCUCUCAUUGAUUACUAGCUGGAUGAUGAAAGUUCCUUUUAAGUUGUCAUUUUGUUCUCAAGUUUGAUUCAUGUUAAACAUUGCUGUUCUCUUAUAAAUGAACUGCUUCAGUUAGUUAAUAGAAAGACAAAGUAUGUUUUUAAAAACCUAAG
Molecule: messenger RNA, 3031 nt
Organism: Mirounga angustirostris (Northern elephant seal)
Lineage: Eukaryota; Metazoa; Chordata; Mammalia; Carnivora; Phocidae
Gene: CLDN20
Product: claudin 20
Exons: 4
Coding region: 1414-2073 (219 amino acids)
Biological process (GO): bicellular tight junction assembly; cell adhesion
Cellular component (GO): plasma membrane; bicellular tight junction
Molecular function (GO): structural molecule activity
Source: RefSeq, a predicted model, not a curated record